This is a messenger RNA of Microsporum canis CBS 113480, 837 nucleotides long. RefSeq lists its product as hypothetical. Lineage: Eukaryota; Fungi; Ascomycota; Eurotiomycetes; Onygenales; Arthrodermataceae. Bases 1 to 837 code for a protein of 278 amino acids. The transcript has 3 exons. The record is from RefSeq and is a predicted model, not a curated record.
AUGGAAGGUCGUGAGAGAGAUCCCUCUCCCCGGGCGGAUGCAAGGAUAUCAGAAGGCAGGCCUUCGCGCAGGUCUCCUGCCAUUCUCUCAGAGGCUUCGGAGGCAUCAAAGAAUGAUCUGAUUGCGAGGGAGCUGGGCUGUGGUGGUACCGUGGACAGUCGGAGUUGCGAUUCGAACCGGGCAGAUUUCAUUCAAACAGAGCGGGAGAUAAGGGAGGCUAUUCGACUUCAUCAGGUGCAAGACUGCCGCACUGGGUCGGCAUUCAGUAGUCAAUAUGGGAGUUUGAGGGACCAGAUUGAUGACCCCUACGGGACCAUAUUCAGAUUAAGAGAGAAUUUAAUGGGAAUAUUCAAUAAUCAACCCAUCAUGAUGUCUAUUGACGACGGGGUUAAAAUUGUCAUGGGUGAGCCUGACGGUCAACCAGCCUACCUUAUUACCGUGACAGCCCUUGCUGCGGCGCUGACCCCACUAUGUAAUUACCGAUAUACGACCAACAUUCAGCGACAAAUUCUCGAAGAGCUUGGUAUCCCACCAGGCCGUGGCAUGGUCAAACUUCAACCCAUGGCUGAAGACAAUUUGGGUAUUGACGGGAUAACAUAUGGCCAAAAAAUCAGGGCGAUGGAAGAGGCAUCAAAUGGAGAGAACUAUUCUAAGAUUAUAUCCCGCAAAACGAGCACUUCACAUCGCCGAUCGAUUAUGUCAGCUUCUUCCGGGUUUUUGAGAAGGUUCAAGUCCAAAUCCACCUUGGAUUCACGGGCUCCGCGUAGCUCGAGUAAAGGCGAACACACGGGGUCGGUAGAAGGGAUGGGCUCUGAUCACGAAACGAAGUCAAAGUAA